Messenger RNA from Platichthys flesus (European flounder), 2155 nucleotides. Its product is annotated as neurabin-2-like. Gene Ontology annotation, molecular function: actin filament binding. The record is from RefSeq and is a predicted model, not a curated record. Lineage: Eukaryota; Metazoa; Chordata; Actinopteri; Pleuronectiformes; Pleuronectidae. Bases 689 to 2155 code for a protein of 488 amino acids. Gene Ontology annotation, biological process: actin filament organization; calcium-mediated signaling; neuron projection development. Gene Ontology annotation, cellular component: postsynaptic density; cytoplasm; actin cytoskeleton. The transcript has 2 exons.
UAUAAUAUUCUAUCAUGACUCCUUUGUUUAUCCCAAACUUUGCACCAUUAAAACCUGUUUCCAGUGUGUUAUGGAUGAAAUGUCCCACACAAACACAUGCUAUCAUUAUCGGUUCCUGCAGGUUAUAAAUGAAUGAGUCUCAGUGAUGCUGCUGCAGCUGCAGACACAGACCCACAGGAGGAGGAGGAGGAGGAGGAGACAGGACGGGCACUAGGACCCGGGGCUCGCUCCUCCAUGCAGCAGCAGCUGUGAGCAGCAGCAGCAGCAGCAGAAAUCUGCAGCUUCCAGAAUGAACAGAUCAAAAUGAUGCUGAGUGGAAAAAGGGAUUAAACGUAAGCAAUCUGUCUUCAGCUGCGGUCAAUCCGCGCUGCUCCGCUUCUCCUGCGUCUCUGCUCUUUAUCCAUCAACGCGAUUCUCCGCUGCAGGUUCUCAUUGUGUAGCGGGGAGCGGGCUAAUGACAGAUGCAUCGUGCACACUUUCUCCGUAGCGUCGGGACGUGAGUCGCAGCGGAUGCAGACAGGGCCUCCUCCUCCUCCUCCUCCUCCUCCUCUUCCUCUAAUGCGAUCUGUUGUUUUUGUUUCUCUCCAUCUGCCGGGCUCGUCGGGCUCUCCGCACAGAUUUCACCGCCGGGGGCUCGAGACAGGAGGCAUGCCGUCCGUGAGCAUCCGCUGCGCCGCCUGACCCGACCAUGAUGAAGACCGAAUCCACAUCCAAGAGCACCGGCUCUGGCUCCACGCUCCGGAGCCCGUCCCCGCACAGGAACGCGUACGAGGCGGGGAUGCAGGCCCUGAGGCCCGUCUCCUCCAACGGGGACAUGCAGGACGGCCCCCGGGGACGCAGGUACGGCUCCAACGUGCACCGUAUCAAGAACAUGUUCCAGCAGAUGCAGACCACGGCCCCGGCCGACGCAGAGGCGGAGGAGGAGGACGACAGGAGCGCGGAGAAAUCCGUGCGUCUCUCCCUCCCCAGAGCCGGGAGCCUGAACGAGAACGUGGACCACAGCGCGCUCCUGAAGCUCGGGUCCUCCGUGUCCGAGCGCGUCAACAAGUUCGACCCCAAGCCGGAGAACGGGCACCAGCGGGCCUCGUCCCCGAGCUACUCCAAGCUGCAGGAGACCCGCCGCAUCUUCGAGCAGCAGCAGCAGGAGAAGCUGGCCACCACCCGGGUCCUGCUGAAGACCGACAAGGCCUCGAGCUUCCAGGAGGGCAGGCUGGACGUGAUGGCUCGGUUCAACGGCAGCACCGAGUCCCUGGACAGCCUGGACACCAGCGAGGCCGUGUCCCCCACCGUCAGCCAGCUCAGUGCCGUGUUCGAGCGGGCCGCCGAGCUCCGGAACAACCUCCACCGCCUCUCCUCCACCCCGCCGCUGCCCUCCCGAGGGGUCAGCGCCAAGGUGGGUGUGCUGAACUCCAAAAUAAUCACAAAGAGAGUCAGUGCCUUUGCAGCAGGAGGCCAGGACGAGGAUGCAGGCUAUCAGAGGGACCAAGAGGGGCCCCCGAGGGCCCCCAGGGGAAGGAUGGCUGCCCCGUCUGAGGGCAUCAAUGGGGGCCAGAGUGUUGGCCGAGGCUCCCCAAAGUCUGAGCGUCCCCUGAGUGCGGGAGAGGAGCGAGGACGCACUGUAUCAGACGCAGGUGCUGAGGUCAAACUCUCGGAGUCCUCCAGCACAACACAGCAUGGAGACAUCCGCAUCUCCGUGGAGAACGGAGAAGACCUGCAGGGAGGAGAGAUGCUGAGGCAGGAGAGGGACAAGGAUGCUGAGGAGGACAGGACUGUGAGGGACGACCGGUCGGCUCUGGACUCUUUGGAUAUCAGCACCUACAGCGCGGUGGGAGAGGAUGGGGAAGUGGACGAGGAGGAGGAGGAGGAGGAGGAGGAAGAGGAGGAGGAGGACGACAGCUACGAGCCGGAGUCCAGCUGUGUGGAGAUUGCUGGGCUGCCUGCGGAGGAGAGCCCCCCCAUGUCCAGGAAGAUCCGCUUCAGCACGGACGUCAUCAAGGUGUUUGCCACUUACCCCAACGAGGACUAUGACCGGCGUAACGAGGACGUGGAUCCCAUGGCCGCGUCUGCCGAGUACGAGCUGGAGAAGAGGGUGGAGAGGCUGGACCUGUUCCCCGCGGAGCUGGAGAAAGGUACUGAACAUUAUGAUAACUACUGA